AUGAGGGUCAACAAGCAAGCCAUUAUCAAAUUUAGGAUUGGCAAGUACCAAGAUGAGAUUUUAUGUGAUGUGGUACCCAUGCAAGCUUGCCAUCUAUUGCUUGGAAGACCUUGGCAAUUUGAUGUUGAUGCCCAACAUAGUGGGAGAACUAACAAGUACUCAUUUGUGGUCAAGGGGAAGAAGUACAUUCUUAUCCCACUAACCCCUUACCAAGUGAGUGAGGAUUAUAGAGUGAUGAGGGAGCUUCGAGAGAAGUAUCAAAGGGAAGAAAAGGAGAAGGGUGAUAAAGAGACUUUGUUGGUCAUAAGUGGAGAGGGGACAUCUCAAGAUGGUUCCAAGAAAUGUUUGUUGGCUAAACCAAGUAAUUGCUUAAAAGGGGUUGACGAGAGACACUUCAUGGUGUGUCUUGUCAACAAAGAUCAUCUCCUAAAUGCUAACCAAGCUACUAGCACGUUGCCUAGUAGUAUGUCUUCUCAUUUGCAGGAAUAUUAA
Lycium barbarum (goji berry) is the source of this 492-nucleotide messenger RNA. RefSeq lists its product as uncharacterized. The transcript has a single exon. The record is from RefSeq and is a predicted model, not a curated record. NCBI's taxonomy places the organism in Eukaryota, Viridiplantae, Streptophyta, Magnoliopsida, Solanales, Solanaceae. Bases 1 to 492 code for a protein of 163 amino acids.